This is a messenger RNA of Paramisgurnus dabryanus, 1753 nucleotides long. RefSeq names its product transmembrane protein 150C (gene tmem150c). NCBI's taxonomy places the organism in Eukaryota, Metazoa, Chordata, Actinopteri, Cypriniformes, Cobitidae. The record is from RefSeq and is a predicted model, not a curated record. Gene Ontology annotation, cellular component: plasma membrane.
AAGCAAGAAGAACAAUGCAUUUAUUCAGAAUAAAUACAACAUAGGUUCUAACUAAAAGACUGUCUAAAUAUUGUCUUAAAACAUAUUUUAGCUAUCUCCUGCAAGUUAUUUUAAUGUUUUGAGAGAAAAUAAUCUUUUUUUGGUAAAGUACUGCUUUAUCCUUAGCCUAUAUUACCCUCCCUUACCGUGGUACUUACACGUCCAGCGAAGUCUGGCACAAACAGAUUGAAGGGUUUUUAUAGCAGCCUAUGCCAAACACUGGCGAAUGCAUUUAAUCGAAUCUUAAAAAAGCGAUUGGCUAACAAGAGCAAAAAAUGUCUGAGCAAUAUAAACAAAACGUUUAGGCCUGAUAUACAGUAUGGAAUUCACAGCACAUUUGUUUCGCCAACACCCCGCUUUUGAUACAGACAACUUGUCUACCUACUGCAGACGAUGCCUGACUGUCCCGAUGAAAUGAAGACGACGCGGGUUUCACACGCGAUGACCUACCCAACACAGCAGACAGUUUCUAUGAAACCUUGGGAUUGUUCUGUUGUAGUGGGGUUGAACUUGGGACUCGAGCCCCAGCCUCAGGUUCGCUCUCUCUGAAGGUUCAGAGCUCUGGUGCAAAGCUCCCUUUAAGGACAGCAAGCAAAAAGAUUUAUCAGGAGACAUGAGGAAGUGCAGUCCGUGGAUGUUCCUGCCCCUAAUGUUCUCUAUCUUCACAGCUGCUGGCCUCUGGGUUGUGUAUUUUAUUGCUGUAGAGGAUGAGAAAAUCUCCCCCCUAAGUUCAGAGUACAAAAGGGAAGAAUCAAAGUCUCCUCCUUAUAUCAGCAUUGCUGGCAAUGCCCCUCCUGCAAGCUGCGUUUUCAGUCAGGUCAUGAACAUAGCAUCCUUUGUAGGAUUUAUCCUUGGAGUGCUGAGAUAUCUGCAGCUGAAACCUAAGGUGCAUAAACCCUGGCUUAAUAUUGGCAGUUUGGUGGCUAUGUCCCUUGCAUGCUUUGGUAUGACACUAGUUGGGAAUUUUCAGCUGUCAAAUGAUGAGGAGCUGCAUAAUAUUGGAACAUCCAUGACCUUUGGCCUAGGCACGCUCUUCUGUUGGAUCCAGUCCUUCAUGACCCUGAAGGUCAACUUGAGAAAUGAAGGCAAACGAGCCGGCAUCCCCCGCUUCUUAUUGUCUGGAGCUGUCACUUCUUGCAUGCUGCUCUAUUUUGCUUUAAUGGCACAGAGGCUACACAUGCAUGCUGCCCGGGCACAAUGGGCUCUGGUUAUGUUCUUCCUGACAUAUCUGGGCACAUUUGCCAUUGAGUUCCGUCAUUAUCAUUUUGAGAUAGUGUGUAGCGUAGACCAGGACCCUCCACUUAGCCUGUCUGAAACUUUCUCUGAGGUCACAGAGUACCAAUCAGACCAGCUAUAGUCCAACUUCAAAAUGUCUGUCAAGUUCGAUACUUAACGGUUUUGCAAGUUUCAGUCAUGCAUGUAAAUAGAAUGUAACCCCUCCAGACAAAUCUCUGGAUGAUUCUUCUGAAUGUCUAGAGAUGUGAAUUUUAAAAUCAACAGUCUUGCAAUGCACAACGACUUACUGUGAUGUGUUUCAUGUUUAUUUGUGAAUCAAGCAUCAGAGACAUUUACAAAAUAAGAGGAUAUGAAUACAGGAUCAGUUUUUCUUGGCACACAUUGUCUUUUUAAGUUUUAAACUAUGCUUUUUUAUUUAAAGAGUUCAACAGUGUAUAGACACUAAUAAACUUUUUACAAUAUACAGUUUAACUAAUAA